This is a messenger RNA of Orussus abietinus, 3506 nucleotides long. It is a transcript of the gene Np, whose product is annotated as mucin-5AC. Lineage: Eukaryota; Metazoa; Arthropoda; Insecta; Hymenoptera; Orussidae. Bases 1 to 3357 code for a protein of 1118 amino acids. Gene Ontology annotation, biological process: proteolysis. The record is from RefSeq and is a predicted model, not a curated record. The transcript is spliced from 10 exons. Gene Ontology annotation, molecular function: serine-type endopeptidase activity.
AUGAAGCUGCAAUUAGAUAUGGUAGAAAGAGGGAGGUUGCGCUCUUCGACGAGUUUCUUGCUGUGCAUCUUCUUGGUGGAGUUGACGCUGAAGAGCGUUUCGGGAGUGCCGAUUUACGGUCCGCAGUUUCUUCCUGGAGGCAGCGGAAGGAACAUCAGACACCUGCCAUGCGUGUCUCGCAGGAGCGGCGAGACGGGGGUGUGCAUGUUCGCGUUUACCUGCGCGAAGGCCAAUGGCACUCACCUGGGCACCUGUAUAGACCGCUUCUACUUCGGGAGCUGCUGUAAAAUCGACGACGAGCCUGAUAUCUCGCCGCAGGAUAACGCCAUCGAGGAGAGCGAGGACAUCUUGGCGACGACUCAGCAUAAUUCCCUCGAAAGUAACGACAUUCCUAACUACGUGUCUCGGCCCAAACCUGAUCAGGUUCCGGUGCCGAUGCCACCGCAGAAACCAGGUCCAGGGUUAACGUCGCAGUUCAAGCCGGCACCAGGAUCGACGACCUUGUCCAAACCUACGCCAGGAUCGGUCUCUCGGCCCAAACCAACGUCCACGUCGACGACGCAGUUCGGACCUUCCUCGUCGACGAUUCCUCCGAGACCGAUAUCGGCAUCAACGACGCAGACGAAACCUGUACCCGAAGUGGUACCUCAGAGUAAACCUACGUCGGAGCCUAUCUCUCAGUCUAAACCAGGGUUGAAACCUGAAAAGCACCCCCAGGGGUCGUUGGGUACUUUGAGUACAGACGAUGGAGUCGCGACUUUGGGAGCAAGUACCCCAGGGGUUGGUACCACUGUUGGUACCACGAGUACCGGGGCCAUUAAGGUUCCUGGAUCUAUGAUCAACAAGGUUCCUGGGUCGUCGAUCAACAAUGUUCCUGGAUCGUCGACCAGCAAGGUUCCUGGAUCAUCGACCAGCAAGGUUCCUGGAUCAUCGACCAGCAAGGUUCCUGGAUCGUCGACCAGCAAAUUCCCUGGAUCAUCCACCAGCAAGGUUCCUGGAUCGUCGACCAGCAAAUUCCCUGGAUCUUCCACCAGCAAGGUUCCUGGACCACCAACCAUCAAACCAACGUGGUCUCCAGAGACGACUACUCAGCCGUACGGGUUGUCCACCUUCCAGGUAGUCAGAAAUGUGACGGAGAUCACGACGAAACCUACUCUCGGCUCGUCUCAGCUUCCCCAGGGCACGGACCGACCUCAGAGGCCCGUGACCUCGACCUACCCCACGUUCUCGCCUUUGACGACCAGGAGACCCAUAAUUCACCACACCACGAGCAAGAUUCCCGAGGUCGAGGAGACGACCAAACCCUUCCAGACAAGUCAAGAAGGAUCGACGUUCUCCACGACUCCGUCGCCUUCGCCACCGGUCACCAGGUUCCCUCCAAGGAGCACCACGACCGUAAGGCCGACGAAAACGACAACCAGGAGGCCCAGCACGCGACCUUCCUCGGUUUCCUACAACUCCACGAGGCCAGUUUCGGCAGGAACCAAACCCAGGCCUUCAGGGUCUCAGAGACCACGACCAACGCCAACGAAACCACGACCUUCGGUCCCCGUCAAGAACCGACCUACGACGACUUCUAGACCUAGACCUACGACGACUCCUAGACCUAGACCUACGAGCUCGACCAGCAGCAGACCUCGACCUACCUCUUCUACCUUGAGACCUGGAUCCACCUCUUCCAGCUCGAGACCUGGACCUACCUCAACCCCGAAGCCGAGACCCACGACCCUGAAACCUCGACCCACCACGACCCAAACCACGUCCAGACCUCCACCUUCUAAAGCCCCCCCAACUUCCAAACCGACUUCCUCUGUCCCAGUUUCCACCACCUCGACAACCCCGACAUCGUUGCCUUCGACGAUUUCGGAGGAGACCUUGAAGAGGAACGAAACCAAGUUAGAAUCCACGAUUAGGCCAGUUACGGUUCCCAAACCUGCGAUUCCAGCGUUCACCACCCAGAGACCUGGGGACGUCAGCUCCGAAGGUUCGGAGAUUUAUUCCAGCAAUACCGUUGACGUCGCUUCGGAAACUACGAAAAUCUCUCCGAGGCCUUCUAGUACCACUACGGAAACCCCAGUGAGCAGCUCUUCGGCUCCGGUCGUCACGACCUGGUCCACACCUCAGGUCACCAACGAAACUACUCUUAUAAACGAGGUUCUACCCCCCAAGGAGAGCUCUUCGGAAGGUACCUUGACGACGAGUCCUGGUCUCGUCACCUGGACCUUCACCACGGAGGAAGGUUCCACCAGGGUGCCGGAACCUUCGUCCACCACUGCCAGCACGGUCACGCCCGAAGAAUCCACAGAGACGGAGUGGGCCCCGAUCACGACGCCGGAUGGCUGGGUCAUGAUCCCAUCUCCUGGGAGUUCGCCAAGUGAGGAGUUACCUUCUCCUCCUUCCCCACCUUCUGUUAAACCUCUCGACAAACCGACUCCUGCGACCUCCACGGAGUCACCGACCACCGAGCGAGUGACAUCGCCGCGUCCCACAACGACGACGCCAUCUUCGACGAUUUCCACCUUAGAGAUGAUGACUUCCGAGGCUCCACCAGUUGCUGCGGCUCUUAACAUGUCUAAUUACAAGCAAGUUUGCGGUAGGCGUCUCUUCCCAGAGUCGAGGAUCGUCGGCGGAGACCACAGUUCGUUUGGCAAAUGGCCCUGGCAGAUAUCUCUGCGUCAAUGGAGGACCUCGACCUACCUUCACAAAUGUGGUGCAGCUCUACUUAACGAAAAUUGGGCGAUCACAGCUGCGCAUUGUGUGGAAAACGUGACGCCCAGCGACCUGUUGCUGAGGAUCGGGGAGCACGACCUGACCAACGAAAACGAGCCCUAUGGGUACCAGGAGAGAAGGGUGCAAAUCGUUGCCAGCCACCCUCAGUUCGAUCCUAGGACUUUUGAGUACGAUCUUGCUCUGCUUAGAUUUUACGAGCCAUUGUUACCGUUCCAACCAAACGCUUUGCCGAUCUGCUUGCCGGAAGACGACGAAAACUACGUGGGACACACUGCCUAUGUAACCGGAUGGGGUCGUCUCUAUGAUGACGGACCAUUACCUUCGGUUCUCCAGGAAGUAUCCGUCCCGGUGAUCAACAACACCGUCUGCGAGGCCAUGUACAGGAACGCAGGAUACGUCGAGCACAUCCCGCACAUCUUCAUCUGCGCAGGCUGGCGAAAAGGAGGAUUCGACUCCUGCGAGGGUGACAGCGGAGGACCAAUGGUGAUCCAGAGGCCGAAGGACAAGCGGUGGAUCCUGGCAGGAGUCAUCAGCUGGGGAAUAGGAUGCGCCGAGCCGGAUCAACCAGGAGUUUACACCCGGAUUUCCGAAUUCCGGGAGUGGAUUAACCAAAUCCUGCAAUUUUGAGGCCUGGGAUCCUUGCCGAUCUAGGAUCGAACUCGACGCUACGUCCUAAGGACCUCGUUAUCCGCACGUGGCAGGAAAUUCGACGCAAAGGACGAGACUUCCGAAAAUCUCGGGAAUUGGACUUUAUUUACUAAAUCAGCUGAUCUUGC